Bipolaris victoriae FI3 is the source of this 1344-nucleotide messenger RNA. RefSeq lists its product as hypothetical. The record is from RefSeq and is a predicted model, not a curated record. The coding region runs from base 1 to 1344 and encodes 447 amino acids. The transcript is spliced from 3 exons. NCBI's taxonomy places the organism in Eukaryota, Fungi, Ascomycota, Dothideomycetes, Pleosporales, Pleosporaceae. Gene Ontology annotation, biological process: transmembrane transport. Gene Ontology annotation, molecular function: transmembrane transporter activity.
AUGAAACGAAAAUGGACCGCGUUGACCAUUGUGGCCUGCUUUACUAUAGUAUCGCCUAUUACUUCUUCCAUGAUUGCCCCCGCUCUUAGCCAUAUAAGCGCUGAUUUCCGGAUCAAAAGUGCAGUGCAAUCGCAACUCACGCUGUCUAUCUUCGUCCUUGCACAAGCCAUCGGCCCACUGUGUCUUGGGCCACUUUCGGAGACCUAUGGACGAACAAUUGUGCUACAGUUCUCUAAUUUAUUCUUUGUUGUUUGGAAUCUGGGAUGCGGUUUUGCUCAGACUCCAGCACAACUGAUGGUGUGUCGUUUCUUUAGCGGUCUAGGCGGAUCCGCACCGCUAGCCAUCGGUGGGGGUAUGUUAAGCGAUUGCUUCCUUCCUGAACAGCGUGGACGAGCAGUAUCAAUAUAUUCGCUGGGGCCACUGCUCGGACCAGCCAUUGGACCUAUUCUUGGUGGCUUCAUCUCCCAGAACACUUCAUGGCGAUGGUGUUUCCACGCAACAACAAUCUUCGCCGCAUUGGUGCAAUUUUGUGGAUUUUUCUUCCUCCAAGAAACCUAUGCGCCUAGGCUUCUCGAGUUGAAGCGAGAUCAGCUACGCAAAGAAACUGGUAACCAAGAACUUCACACUGUAUUCGACAAUUGUGAUCGCACUGUUGUAACAGUGAUCCAAACGGCGUUGAAGAGGCCAUUCAAGCUGCUAGGCACGCAACCCAUAGUCCAAGUACUAGCAUGCUACACGGCCUAUCUCUUCGGGCUGAUGUACCUCAUGCUUUCCACCUUCCCCAUCUUAUGGGUUGAUCGUUAUGGCAUGUCUAUCAGCUCCGGAUCUUUGAACUAUCUCUCCAUAGGUAUUGGAUUCUUUGUCGGUACACAACUUACUUCACCUCUUAUCGACGCGCUGUAUUGCCGUCUGAAGUUCCGCAAUAACGGCAUCGCAAGGCCUGAAUUUCGCGUCCCUAUGUUGAUACCUGCAUCGCUUUUGAUCCCUGUAGGUCUCUUCUGGUACGGAUGGAGCGCGCAAGCCCGCAUGCAUUGGAUCAUGCCUAAUUUUGGCGCUGCGAUCUUUUCUGCGGGCAUGGUGAUGGCGUUUCAAUGUGUCAAUGGAUAUUUAAUUGACUCUUACACGCGGUAUGCAGCGAGUGCCAUUGCUGCAGCGACAGUCUUAAGGAGUCUGGCCGGAUUUGGCUUCCCGUUAUUCGCACCAGCUAUGUAUAAGUCGCUAGAAUUUGGAUGGGGGAACAGUGUACUUGGCUUCAUUGCAAUAGGACUAGGUGUCCCGGCGCCAUUUAUGCUGUGGAAGUUUGGUGAGAAGCUGAGAAGUUUGAGUAGAUUUGCGGCCGGCUAG